Molecule: messenger RNA, 4178 nt
Organism: Epinephelus moara (kelp grouper)
Lineage: Eukaryota; Metazoa; Chordata; Actinopteri; Perciformes; Serranidae
Gene: grm8a
Product: glutamate receptor, metabotropic 8a
Exons: 15
Coding region: 644-3403 (919 amino acids)
Biological process (GO): G protein-coupled glutamate receptor signaling pathway; regulation of synaptic transmission, glutamatergic
Cellular component (GO): membrane
Molecular function (GO): group III metabotropic glutamate receptor activity
Source: RefSeq, a predicted model, not a curated record
GGCAGCCUCUUAAACAAGCGCGGGCUCCAUAAUUGCAUUUUCAUCACUAAAAACAGCUCUUCUGGUCACUACGGAGCACUUUUUUUUUAUUAUCUCCUACAUAUAUCUCCUAUAUAUCUUCAUAUCUUGCGGAUGGUCUAAUUUCCUUUAAACCCGUUUUUGCUGUUGUGGAAAAAAAAUCUGAUUCCAGGAGGACUGAUAUUUUUUUUGUGGGCAGGGGGACUAAAACUGCUGAGCUCCGCAAGGAAGUUGCCCGAGGCGGACAGGGACCCCGAGGAGGAGUCCGUGCGCGGAUGAGGCUGGAGACGGUGCUCCUCACCCUUCACACACUGUCGGAUCAAUUUGAUUUCCUGAGGCUCUACUGAAGAUGUGACUUGUUGGAUUACAGGCUCAACUCCCAGACAAGAUUUCUACGACAUCGCUGCCACAUUUCUAUGCUACCGCUCCCUUUAUCACACUGUUGAUUCUGGAAUAUGAUUCGCUCAUGGGGCUCGGCUAGCUCCACCCGUGGGGCCCUCUACCCAUCUCAUUUUAACCAAUAGGAAGGCCCUACUUUUUGAUAUUCCCCAAAAGCACAUCUUCGGUUUUGGAAUACCAGUCCGAAAUCCCCGUUUGAGAUCACUUUGGCUCUUGUUUGGUAAUCAUGGAAUCACAGUGGAACCCGACUUCAUACCCGCAGUCUCCCGUCGUCUUUCUGCUUAUGGCGACUUCCUACACUUGGCUCCUUCCUGUCACCUCCGCUCAGCGAAUCCCAAUAGACCCCCAGGCGGCACCUGAGUACGCCCACUCUAUCCGACUGGACGGGGACAUCAUCCUUGGCGGAUUAUUUCCCGUGCACUCGCGAGGCGACCGCGGCACGCCCUGCGGGGAGCUAAAAAAGGAAAAGGGAAUCCAUCGUUUGGAGGCCAUGAUGUUCGCCAUAGACCUGAUCAACAAGGACCCCGAGCUGCUUCCCAACAUCACGCUGGGGGCCCGGAUCUUGGAUACCUGCUCCAGGGACACAUACGCUCUGGAGCAGUCCCUGACGUUCGUGCAGGCCUUGAUAGAGAGGGACGGCUCCGACGUCCGCUGCGCUAACGGAGACCCUCCGAUCUUCACCAAGCCGGAUAAAAUCGUGGGGGUGAUAGGCGCCGCGGCCAGCUCAGUGUCCAUCAUGGUGGCCAACAUCUUGCGCCUGUUUAAGAUCCCCCAGAUCAGCUACGCCUCCACAGCCCCAGAACUGAGCGACAACACUCGUUAUGACUUCUUCUCCCGCGUGGUACCGCCGGACUCCUACCAGGCCCAGGCCAUGAUGGACAUCGUCACGGCGAUGGAGUGGAACUACGUGUCUACUCUAGCCUCAGAGGGCAACUAUGGAGAGAGCGGCGUGGAGGCCUUCAUCCAGAUCUCCAGAGAAACUGGUGGUGUGUGUAUCGCCCAGUCCUUGAAGAUCCCCAGGGAGCCCAGGCCAGGGGAGUUUGACAAGAUCAUCAGACGCCUGCUGGAGACCUCCAAUGCCAGGGCCGUCAUCAUGUUCGCUAAUGAGGACGACAUACGACGAGUUCUGGAUGCAGCCAAAAAGAACAACCAGACGGGUCACUUCCUGUGGGUUGGCUCAGACAGCUGGGGGUCCAAAAUCUCCCCUGUGAUUGGCCAGGAGAGAGUGGCAGAGGGAGCCAUCACGAUACUCCCAAAACGAGCAUCUGUGGAUGCUUUUGAUCGGUAUUUCCGCAGCCGCUCACUGUCAAACAACAGAAGAAACGUUUGGUUUGCUGAAUUCUGGGAGGAAAACUUCAACUGUAAGCUGGGGAUGCACGGUAAACGGCCUGGCAGCCUGAAGAAGUGCACAGGUUUAGAAAAAGUUGGUCGUGAUUCCAGUUACGAACAAGAGGGGAAGGUUCAGUUUGUGAUGGAUGCGGUGUACGCCAUGGCCCACGCUCUGCACCGCAUGCACCGGGAGCUCUGCUACGGAUACCCGGGCCUCUGCCCGCGCAUGGCCAACAACAUCGAUGGCAAAGAGCUGCUCAGCCACAUUCGUGCCGUCAGCUUCAAUGGAAGUGCCGGCACGCCAGUGGUUUUCAAUGAGAACGGAGACGCUCCAGGAAGAUACGAUAUCUUCCAGUACCAAAUCACCAACAGGUCUACUGCAGAGUACAGAGUCAUUGGCUCCUGGACCAAUAAACUACACCUCAAAGUUGAGGCCAUGCGUUGGAAAACAGGUGACCCAUCUUUCCCACCGUCUGUAUGCAGCAUCCCAUGCCGUGCGGGCGAAAGGAAGAAAGUGGUCAAAGGAGUGCCGUGUUGCUGGCACUGUGAGCGCUGUGAGGGAUACCACUAUCAGGCAUCAGAGUUCACAUGUGAGCUGUGUCCAUACGAGAUGCGACCUGAUGCCAACCGCACCGGCUGUGUCCCCAUCCCGAUCAUCAAGCUGGAGUGGCACUCCCCCUGGGCCGUCGUCCCCGUCUUCAUCUCCAUGUUGGGCAUCAUCGCCACCUCUUUUGUCAUUGUCACAUUCGUCCGGUACAACGACACGCCAAUCGUGCGAGCCUCGGGACGGGAGAUGAGCUACGUGCUGCUAACGGGAAUCUUCCUUUGUUACGCCAUCACGUUCCUGAUGAUCGCGACGCCAGACGUGGUGGUGUGUUCAUUCAGGAGGAUUUUCUUGGGCUUGGGGAUGUGUUUCAGCUACGCCGCGCUGCUCACCAAGACCAACAGGAUACACCGCAUCUUUGAACAAGGAAAGAAGUCUGUAACAGCACCCAGGUUCAUCUCUCCUGCCUCCCAGCUCGUCAUCACUUUCUCACUCAUCUCAGUUCAGCUACUGGGUGUCUUCCUCUGGUUCGCGGUGGACCCUCCCCACACGGUCGUGGACUACGGCGAGCAGCGGACCCAGGAUCCCAUGUCGGCGCGUGGGGUCCUCAAAUGUGACAUCUCGGACCUGUCCCUCAUCUGCUCCUUGGGUUACUCCAUCCUGCUGAUGGUGACGUGCACAGUUUACGCCAUUAAGACGCGAGGUGUGCCCGAGACCUUCAACGAGGCCAAGCCCAUCGGAUUUACCAUGUACACCACCUGCAUCAUCUGGCUGGCGUUCAUACCCAUCUUCUUUGGCACGUCACAGUCUGCAGAGAGGAUGUAUAUCCAAACUACCACCCUGACCAUCUCUCUCAGCCUGUCUGCCUCUGUGUCUCUGGGGAUGCUCUACAUGCCCAAGGUCUAUAUCAUCCUCUUUCACCCCGAGCAGAACGUACCCAAACGGAAACGCAGUUUCAAGGGGUGCGAGAAAAACAAAGUUUCCUUUAAGGCAAUUGUGACAGCUGCCACCAUGUCGGGGAAACUGACCCAGAAGGGAGGCGACCGGCCCAAUGGAGAGGUGAAGACUGAGCUAUGUGAGAGCAUGGAGACCAACAGUGACUUCAUCAACUAAGACGACAUACGUGAGCUACAGCAAUCAUGCCAUUUGAAGGGACCACAGGGGAUGAAGAAAGGGAUUGGACAGGAGAGGGGGGCGUGUCUUGGGGCAGUGCCAAGCGAAAGAAGGCGCCGUCGUUCUCAGCCGAUCGGCUGAAGGACUGACGGACAGACUCAAGCGCCCAACGGAAUCCAAGCAUGAGACAUUUUGUAUUGUUCCGCAUCAAACCACAGAGAGGUGGGACCACAUAAACAGCCAGUCAGUGUGCCUGCUUUCCUGCUGCUCACAGCUCAUUGGUCCUACCAUGAACUUACCUGUUUUAAAAAAAUUAAAUAAAAAAGAGACAACAUGAAAAAAGUGACAUACCAUAGGACACUGUGGUGGACAGAGUAACUAUUAAAACCUCCAAAAAAAUCAUAAAAAAGAAAAGACAAAAGAACAAAAAAAACUCAGAAACCAUGUAGACAUUAUAUCUAAAAGGGCAAACGUGGGGCUGGGAAAGAGAUUUAACAGAUAACAUUUUAAAAGAUAUUUAAAAAGAGAAAUGUAAGAGAAAAUCUAUGAGACUCAAACAUGUUUGUUGUUAUUCUCUACUUGUAAGUAUUUUUGUGGUUGUGACGAUUUUUUCAUUCUUGUCUCACCGUUGUCUGAUGGAUCGCCCUUGCAUAAUGAGAUGAGUGUGUUUCCUCCUGCUGUCUUGGCUAACCGGGUUGUAGCCUUGGGUUGUGAACCUGUAAAAUGCCAUGGUUGAAGCAUGCCAGUUUUUAUACAAAAAGGAGAUUUAUUUAUA